Molecule: messenger RNA, 4659 nt
Organism: Puntigrus tetrazona (Sumatra barb)
Lineage: Eukaryota; Metazoa; Chordata; Actinopteri; Cypriniformes; Cyprinidae
Gene: vti1b
Product: vesicle transport through interaction with t-SNAREs 1B
Exons: 6
Coding region: 194-871 (225 amino acids)
Biological process (GO): intracellular protein transport; vesicle fusion with Golgi apparatus; macroautophagy
Cellular component (GO): SNARE complex; endoplasmic reticulum membrane; late endosome membrane
Molecular function (GO): SNARE binding; SNAP receptor activity
Source: RefSeq, a predicted model, not a curated record
CACCUAUAAUCACGAGGUCCGACAAGGAAGCGUUUGCUGCUGUCCCGAGGAUCUUGUUAUUGCUUUGAAAAGCCGAUUAUUCUCACUAUUUGCAGACAAAAACAAACGACAAAUUGCUUUUCUUUUAUAAUCGUCUUGGUAACUUCGGGAACUACAGUAUCUUUGCUUUAGGCUUCGAUAUAGUCGCUCCAAUAUGUCUUCUGAGGAGUUUGAAAAGCUGCAUGAGAUGUACAGUUCUCUGUAUGACGAAGUGAAGUUGAUGCCUGAACGAGCGCAGAGGUGCCAGGGAGAGGAAAGGAAGAGAAUUGUCAGAGACUUUGAUGAGCGUGUUUCAGAAACUGAAGAAGUGCUUCAGGGCAUGGAACAGGAGCUGUUUGGUGCUCCGUCAUCCUUCCGAACCCCCAUGUCAACAAAGAUUCGACUGUACCGCCGAGAUCUGGGCAAACUGCAGAGAGAUAUACGCCUCGCAGCAACACCAGGGUUUUCUAGUCACAUCGGAGAUGGCAGACAAGGGCUAUAUACCGCUCAGAAUGACCAGAGUACUCAUCUGCAGUCUCAGCGUGCUUUGCUUAUCCAGGGGACAGAGUCUCUAAAUAAUGCGUCAAAGAGUAUUGAGCGAAGUCAACGGAUUGCGGCAGAGACAGACCAGAUUGGCACAGACAUCAUCGAGGAGCUCGGAGAACAGAGAGAACAACUGGACCGCACCAGAGACCGAUUGGUUCACACUGGCGAGAACCUGAGCCGGAGCAGGAAAAUCCUGCGCGCAAUGUCCAGACGACUUGUGACAAACAAAUUGCUGCUAUCAGUCAUUAUCAUCAUGGAACUGGCCAUCUUGGCAGGGGUGGUGUACUUGAAGUUCUUUCGCAAGUAGGCAACGAGACACAUAAGACUGCAUAAGACUUCACCUUUCCCUCUUCUUGUUUCUAAAGAUCACGGGUGUCUGGCCCAGUAACAGUGUGCUGGAUGCUUUUGUGACUCUGAGUGUCACAUGGACAUGUAUGGGUGGUUAUUUUAAGCGCUAAACUGUAUUAGCGUAAGUACUGCUCUCAGGGUGAAACGAAGAUGGUGACCAUGUCCCAUUCAGACUGCUGGAGGAUAAGGACCUGUACACAGAUCGCCUGAUGGGGUUACUCCCUUAUUAGCUGUCUUGAACAAGGUGGAUGUAUGGAUGGACGGUGUAAACGGAAGGAUUUAGCGAAAGGAGUGACAAAUAAUAUAUAUAUGCAACCUGUCUGCGUUUGUAAACACAUCAAUCAUUUUAAAGUGAUGGAUCACUUAAAAAUGACUAUUCUGUCAUUAUUUACACACAACAAUACCAUUCCAAAGCUUUUCAUUAUUCAUACAGUGAAAGUCAAAGUGGUCCAAAACAGUACUGGACCCUGCUGACUUUCAUUGUAUGAACAAAAAUGAAUUCCUCUUAAUUUCUGGGCUGGGAAUGAGUAGAUCAUGACAGAUUUUCAUUUCUGAGUGAACUGUCCCUUUAAGUAAUACUGAACUUUUAACAAAAUGAUCUCGAUAGAAUUACAUUGUGUAAUUACAUUGUGUACAUUGUGUAAAGACUUUUCUGUGACAAGUGUUAACGUGGCAUUAAAGGUAACAGCUCUUAGGUUUCAUUCUAGAAAAUGGGUGUGUUUUCCUUUAGCUUUCCCUCCAAUCAGUCAAAACAGACCUGAGUGUACUCCAGGCCGAGAGAAAGACAGCUAUAAACAUGCACGUCACUUGCUUCACAAGCCCUGGUUGGAAGAGGAAGGGGUGUGUUUAGCCUGUCAGAUACGGGGGUAGAGAUACUGUAAACAUGACUGAGAAUAAAGUGACACCAACACCUGCUAUAGUGGAAAUACCGGUGUCCAGGGCUGGUGGGUCACCUUGACAUACUGACGUUUUGCCAGCUGACUGAUGCAUUUCUAGUCUUGUCAGGGCAAACAACAGAAGUAUCAGUGGAGAGCAGUCAUAAGCAGUUGUAUGUUUGUGAUCGAUCUGUGGUGUACACACCUGUUAUACAUUGUUUAUAAUCUGCAUCACAUUCUUUUUAAGUUAUGCUGCCAUUAUGGUAUUAUAUGUGGGGAGCAGCAUCAGUUGACUUCAGUUAUUAAUUUAUUUUUAUUAUUUAUUAGUGUCACUUACCAAUAAAUUACAAGUGAAUGUUACUGUUAAUUAUACUUAGGUUGAAUUAUUUGGUCAAUUAAGCUUUAGUAAUAGUAAUAAAUUAGUUUACUAAUCAAGUUGGUAAACCUAGGUGCGUCUAAAAUGAAAAUGUUUUCACAUUGUCUUUUAGGUGUAGCCUUCCAAUGAAGUGAGUGUUAAAUUAAGAUUAAUCUCUGAUCUAAACGCUUGUUUUGUCAUACAAUUACUAAAUUAAAUGAUUAAUCAAAUGUGAAAGUUGCAAAACAUAAAAAAAAGUCCAGAGCACUGUUAUAAGGUCUGCAUAUCUUCCAAUGACCUAUUUUGUUAAUACCUAAAUUAAUUUCAAUCCUUUUUUUAUAUUAAUAAAUUAUUACUUAGCCUGAUUAAGAACCGCUGAUCAAACUUGGUUUUAGAAUUUGCCAUUUUUAGUGUUUGCUAAAACAAAUAACCAAAUAUAACUUGUCAUUCUAAACAGAUAUAUAAACAUAAUUUUAUUAUAUUCCUUAAAUCUGUCUGAUUCAUUGUGAAACAUAGUUACAGGCUUAAAGUAUUGGGGGACCAGGUAUGCUAUUUCAUUUGGAGACUGAUAUACUGAUUUAUAUGAGGGGCCUAAUAGAAGAUAGUGUCCUUAUAAAUUCAACAAAAAAGAAAAGUAAAUAAAUUAAUGUAAUAACCUAAUGGUUUUCUUUUUCCUCAAGUGACUCAAACUCUUCUGUAGCAUGUUGUCCAUGUAUAGGCCAACAGAAAAACAGCAAAAGAGGUUGGUUAUUUCAGAUCUGUGAUUUCUGAAAUAUUUCACCUUUACAGUGUCACUAACUCAUUUAAGUUCCCCAAAUGUUCAGGUCAUCCAAAAAAAACAAAUACACCAGAGGAUAAUGUGAAUGUCAUAAGGAAUCGGUUCAACACUGCAGCUGGAAUUGCUCAUCAGUUCAGUGCUGAACAGAGUAAGGAUCUGGCUCGGCGUACAGAAACUUUGGACUGAAAACCCACUCUUCAGGUACCAAACCUUUCUUUAGCAGAAAUAAUCAAAAGGAUAGGUUAACCUAAAGAGCAUACAGUGUGGACAGAGGAUAAUUGAUCCAAAGUUCACUUCAGUGAUGAAAGCGAGUUUAAUUUAUUUGGGUCUGAUUAUAAACGUGUCACGCAGUGUCAAACUGGGGAAAGAAGUCAGUAAAGGUGGAGGAGGAAGGGUUUUCUCCAGCAGGAUUAGGGAAAAGUUUGGGCAAGGUCACAAACCAGUCAGCCUGCAGUUUUUAUGUAGGGCAAUGCCCUGUCACAGCAAAAUGGUAAAGCAGUUAAUUGAAGCUGAAAAUACCGAAAUAACGAAACGGGCAGCCUAGGUUCCUGAUCUAAACCCAACUAAAAAUCUCUUGAAUAUCCUUGGUAGAAAAAAGCUGCAAAGAAAACCCACUAGUCACCGAACCGAAAAGAAAAAGGGUGGACAAAGAUCGCACCAGAACAGUGUGAGAAACUAGUCCUGUGGCCACCGAUGUGUUGAAGUCAUUCUACGCAAGAGUCUCUUCCUAAUUUUUGACUGCUAGUUGUAAUUUUUCUUCAUGCUAGUGGUUAAUUGUCUCAGUGGUGUAGGGUUUUUGUUGAAAUGCACAUAAAGAAGCUGGUGGAUGUACAUUAACUGCUACAUUCAAUAACUUAAUUUUGAUGUCUGAAAUAUGUUAUUAAAACUUUUUUUAUACAUUUCAUAUAAAUGUUUCUGUGAAAUGGAUAUGAACUAACAAACAAAAAGGUAUGGAUUAUAAUUGAAUAUUAUUUUAGGUUUAAGAAUAUUUGUGAAUCUUUUCAUUUGAUGUGUUCAUUAGUCAGUCUGAUAUAAAUCAAAAAUGAGUCAGUCUGUCUCCAGUAUAUUUGUUUAUUGCAACAAAACAUUUUUACUGAAACAGAAAAAUGUGACAAAUUAAUGUAUCCUUCCCCAAGAAUAUACUGGUACUGCUGGUAAAUUCAGAUCUGAAAGAGUGUACAAAAUGUAUUUGUACAUGAUUUUUCAAAAGGUUUAUUUAAAUAGACAUGAAAAUUACUAAAAUAACUUACUUCAAAUGAGCUAUUUAAAAAAAGAUCACUCGGUUCCAACCUAACUAAAACUGUAGGAUUAAAUUAGCCAUUAAAAGCAGUCCCACUAUACAAAAAACAAACAUAGAAAUACAAUAAAAACCAGUUCUGGUCCAAAAGUGCAAACAUGUUCCAAAUUAAAGGAAAAUCAUUCAGUCCACCACAGUAAAGAGUCACCUCAGCUUGCAAAAAUAUGUUAAGCACAUUUGCUUUUAGAUCACUUUUUCCCCGCAGUAAAUCCCAGAAUGAUCAGGGUUACCCACUAAUCCCUUAACAGCUGACAAAUGUUAAAAAUAUUUAUGUUUCUGCUACAUUAGUCCUCAAACAGAGAAUCCAGAUCUCAGCUCUUUUUUUUAGCCAAAGCAAAAUUAGUGGUAGGCAUAUUAAAAUAAAUCUCGCUCAUGUGCUUAUAGCAGCACUUCACCAGUGAGGUGACCAUUUUUUUUUUUUGACCAAGACUACAGUAAACUU